Acanthosepion pharaonis is the source of this 1365-nucleotide messenger RNA. The record is from the annotation of a GenBank genome assembly. NCBI's taxonomy places the organism in Eukaryota, Metazoa, Mollusca, Cephalopoda, Sepiida, Sepiidae.
AUGCUUUUGCUGAGACCCAACAUUCUGUCUAUUUGGGCUCUUCCUUUUGCUGAGACAACAUUCUGUCUAUUAGCUCAUUCUUUGCUGAAGACCCAACAUUCUGUCUUUUUGGCUCAUUCUUUUAUUAAGACCCAACAUUCUACCCAACAUUCUGUCUUGUUGGGCUAUUCCUUUUGCUGGGACAUAUUGUCUGUUCAUCUCUUUUUUCUAUCAUGCACUUUAUUCUCAUUCUUCUUUUGGGCUCAUCCUUUGCUGAGACCCAACAUUCUCUCUUGGGCUCAUCCUUUUGCUGAAACCCAACAUGUUACCCCACACAUCCUGUCUUCCUGGAUUAUUCCUUUUACAAAAAAACCACAUAUUUGUCUUCUUCAUCUCACACUUUUCUAUCAUGCACAUAUUCUCAUUUCUUGUGCUAUUCCUUUUCCCGACUCAAACAUUCUGUCUUCCUGGGUUUUUCCUUUUCCCUUAUGCAUACAGAUUCAUUUUGCUUCUGUCCCUUUUUUUUCAAUACCCAUAUGUUUCAUUUUCUUGGGGCUAUACUUUUUAUUACCAACCCACUUUCUGUCUUUUUGGUUUUUUUCUUUUUCUUUACAACCACAGAAAAUCAACAUUUUCAUUGCUCUUACUCUAUUGCAUACUUCUCAUUCUUUUUCUGAUUUUUUUUCUAUUUCUUUUGCUACGACCUACACAUUCUCACUUCUUGCUCUCUUCCUGUCUUCGGGAACACUUAGUUUUUCUAACACCCACACAUUCAGCCUUUUUGGGCUCACCCUUUUGCUAUCUCCAACAUAUUCUACCUUCCUUUUGAUAUCACCCAUACAUCAUUUUCUCUUCUUCAGUUCUUCCUUUCGUAACAUUCUGUUUUCUUGGGCUCUUCUUUUUCAUACCCUUUAUUCUCUCAUCUUCCUUCAUUCUCUUUUGUCUUUCAGUUUUCUAACACCCUCAUUCUCUCUUUUUGGGCAAUUUCUUUUUGCUAAUUCUCCCAAACAUUCAUUAUUAUAUUUUCUCUCUUUUGGAACCUCACCCUCGCAUUCUGUCUUCUUGUGCUUUUCCUUUUAUCAAGAUUCUCUCUCCCACAUUAAUCUUUUGGGAUCAUUCCUUCUUCCUGGCCCUCUCAUUCUGCUACAUUCCAUAUUCUUGGCACUUCUUUUCGUUAACGCCCACAUUCUCUUUCUCCACAUUCUCUCUUUUGACAUCUUUUUUUUUCUAACAUCCUUUUCUUCUCUUUUUCUUGGGCUCUUUCUUUUUGCGCCCACACAUUCUCUCUUCCUAUUUCUUUUGCUAAAACUUCCUCAUUUCUCUCAUUGGACACCUCAUUUUCAUUCUCUCUUUCUUUGUCUAUUUUCUCUUCUCUCUUCCUUCUGA